AUGCGUGUCGAUAACCAUACACACAUUCGUCAUAUUAUGCUGUACCACUUUGAGAAAGGAUGGGAAGCAGCGCAGUCAUUUCGCGAUCUCAAAGAACUUUUCGGUGAGGGCACAAUCAGCAAAAUUCGAUGCAAAGAAUGUUUUGUCCGUUUCAAAUCUGGCAGCAGUAGCUUGGAAAAUAAGCCAGGAAGAGAUCCAACAUCGAAUUUCGAUGACCAGGCACUUUUGGCAGCCGUGGAAGGAGACGAAAGCUUGACAACUCGAAUGCUGGCCAACAACUUCAAUGUGGAUCAUUCAACCAUCGUUUGGUUAUUGAAGUAA
This is a messenger RNA of Argiope bruennichi, 321 nucleotides long. RefSeq lists its product as uncharacterized. The transcript has a single exon. The record is from RefSeq and is a predicted model, not a curated record. Lineage: Eukaryota; Metazoa; Arthropoda; Arachnida; Araneae; Araneidae. Bases 1 to 321 code for a protein of 106 amino acids.